Messenger RNA from Pelmatolapia mariae (spotted tilapia), 951 nucleotides. RefSeq names its product odorant receptor 131-2-like. The transcript has a single exon. Gene Ontology annotation, molecular function: odorant binding; olfactory receptor activity; G protein-coupled receptor activity. Gene Ontology annotation, cellular component: membrane. Gene Ontology annotation, biological process: detection of chemical stimulus involved in sensory perception of smell; G protein-coupled receptor signaling pathway. Lineage: Eukaryota; Metazoa; Chordata; Actinopteri; Cichliformes; Cichlidae. The coding region runs from base 1 to 951 and encodes 316 amino acids. The record is from RefSeq and is a predicted model, not a curated record.
AUGGUUGACAACAGCUCAGUCAUUGGUGGUGAAUCCUCAAUGCGACAACUCAAUGACCAAGUCAUCAUUGUUCAGGUUUUGGUAGGAGUUUUCCUUUGCAUCAACACUAUGUUGAUCAUAACCUUUUUUAUGAAGGACACAUUUUACAGAACUAUGCGCUACAUCUUAUUUGCUGUCACAUUACUGUCUGAUUGUCUCACUUUAAUUCUGACAAAUCUGUUGCUGAUCUUGAGCUAUUUCCGUUUUUCCAUGCAGGUGUUGUUGUGCCUUAUUAUGUUUGCAGUUUCAUCCAUGUGUAACUUUGUCACACCAUUUACUUUGACAGCAAUGACCCUGGAGCGCUAUGUGGCCAUUUGUAUGCCCCUGCAUCAUGGAGAGCUUUGCUCCACACGCAGCGCUCUGCAGUGCAUCCUCAUCAUUCACGGCCUCAGCUCUGUGCCCUGUAUUUUGACUCUGUCUGUCUUCUUUGCAUCUGUAUCCUUAAGCUUCUUCACACAGUACCGGGUUUGCUCUGCGGAGAUGUUCAUUUUACGUAGUUGGCAGGGUCAUCUCAGGUCAGCUAUAAGUCAGUUUUACUUCUUGAUUAUGUGCAUUAUCAUUGUUUUCUCCUAUAUUCAAAUAAUGAAAGUGGCCAAAGCCGCAUCAGGAGAGAACAAAAAGUCAACACAUAAAGGGCUCAGAACAGUGGCUCUUCAUGCUUUCCAGCUGUUGCUGUGUCUCAUCCAGCUGUGGUGCCCAUUCAUUGAAGCUGCUGUCCUUCAGAUUAAUUUCAUGUUGUAUGUUAAUGUACGGUACUUCAACUAUAUAAUGUUUAGUCUUACUCCUAGAUGUCUGAGUCCUCUCAUUUAUGGCCUCAGAGAUGACAAAUUUUUCCUUGCAUUAAAAUAUUAUGUCCUCUGUCCCUUACACAGGAAAAAAAAACUGUUGGGGUUUCUAACUAACAACAAAUGA